Messenger RNA from Cantharellus anzutake, 849 nucleotides. RefSeq names its product ribonuclease III domain-containing protein. Gene Ontology annotation, biological process: regulation of gene expression; primary miRNA processing; rRNA processing. The transcript has 3 exons. The record is from RefSeq and is a predicted model, not a curated record. Gene Ontology annotation, molecular function: ribonuclease III activity; double-stranded RNA binding. The annotation marks the transcript as partial. NCBI's taxonomy places the organism in Eukaryota, Fungi, Basidiomycota, Agaricomycetes, Cantharellales, Hydnaceae. Gene Ontology annotation, cellular component: nucleus.
GAGAGCAUCCCGUCCUUACCAAUUUUAAGAGAUUCUACGAUCUCCAACCGCGUAUUCACAGACAAAUCAUUUUUGGGGAAGCCUCAUUCAAGCUUCGAGGAUGAUGCAGAUGUCUUCCCGGACAACGAGACGUUUGAGCAUCUGGGAGACGCUAUCUUGGGCUAUUGUGUCACAAAACUCAUCAGAAGCGUUUAUCCCAAACUGAACCCUGGCGGUGCAACCAUUGUGCGUUCUCGCAUCGUGGAGAACCGAAAUUUAGCCGCAAUAGCCAAAGCAUACCACAUGGACGAACGGCUCACAGUGAGCACCGCACAACCUUCUAUUAAGAACCACGAUCGAGCAUUGGUUAAUGCGCUGAAGGCGUACGUAGGAGGCCUCCACCAGCAAGGAGGAGAAGCAGCCCUCGAAUGGGUGAGGAAACUUCUAGGCCCCUUCAUAAGGGUUGCACAUUCCCGCAUUUCCCAUGAAAGAGACCAAGAACUUCCCCAGUAUUCUCCAUCAAGUCAAGACUUUCCCCGUCCGGGCACUUCGACUGAGGGUUUUCCGUCUUCCCCUGGGGAAUUGAGCGGCGCGUCAACCGGACGUGAGGGUAUAGUACCAAACGGCAUGUUGAGCCAGUUGAACGAGGCGCUGGCAAGGCGCGGGAUAGCUCUCGGCAUGCUGAGAUGGGAGGACCAGAUGCAGACCAUCGUUCACAGCCAGAGCCCAUCUUCCGUUAUCUGGUCAGUGACUGGCCAUUACGGCGGAGCGCAGAUAGCGGAAGGCCAAGGAACGACAAAGAAAGAUGCUAGGAAUAAAGCUGCCGGCAUGGCUUUGAGGACACUUAAACAGAGGGGGAUAUUAAACUAG